CCCCCCCCCCGUCCCACCACUAGUCACGAGGACCCUGAGGCGGUCUCUGUGAGAUAAACUAUACCUUCUGCCGCACCUAGCCCACCACGAAUCACAUCACCGUGCGCAACCACGGGCACAAGACUCCUUGCGCAGGUUCCUGCCCGAGCUUGGCUUGAUACCAGUCUCUGAAAAGAGGCGCAGAGGCCCUCCGCCGGCUCUCUUUCCGCAACGACAUCCAACGAUAUCCGAUACGAACACUGGCCGAGAUGAGCGCACAUUCGCCGGUCUUCACGGCCGGGAUCCGUGACGACAAGUCUGGAGGCGAUGCAGGGUCUGCAGAAGAUGAGGCGCCUGCUUUGUCCCCGAGCUCCUCCCCUUCAGACGAAGCUGUUUCUACCUCGACGACCCCGCGACUCGAUCCGAUCACCCCAAGCAGCCCACGUCUGUCUAGGAAUGGGUCGUUCUCGGGCAGCAGCUCUUAUCACGAAGAUUGGGACUCGUUUCCGCCUCUGGACCGUCUUACGGUGCUAGACCUUCUCGACAACUUCGCCCUUCCGCAACAGCUCGAAAGGCUCCAGAGAGGUCUCUCUGCGCAGACUGAGAAAGUUCGCAAGUCGAGAGCAGCGUUCCAAAUAAAGAGCCAGGAGGCCAAAGGCCGAAUGGUGGAGGAGUGGCGCCGGCGUGUGCCAUCGGCAGAGGAACAACUCGAGAAGUAUCGCACGCGCAUGAAGAAGAGUGUCGACAAGCUGGGCAAGCGCUGGGGCGACACCAAAACCGUUACGUUGCGCGAAAAGGUCUCCUUUAUUUGCGGUGUCAUGAACGUCUUCAUCAGCGGUUACCUCAUCGGCGCGCAUUCUGACUGGUUCCACGUUUGGUACACGACACAACUCAUCUACUUCAUGCCAAUCCGCUACUACACCUAUCACAGCCGCGGUUACCACUAUUUCCUGGCCGAUCUUUGCUACUUCGUCAACGUGCUGCUCUUUCUCAGCAUUUGGGUCUUCCCGUCUUCCAAGCGGUUGUUCCUGGCUUCAUACUGCCUGGCGCACGGGAACAAUGCCGUAGCUAUCAUCAUGUGGCGCAACUCGCUGGUGUUCCACGACUUCGACAAGGUCACCUCCUUGUUCAUACACAUCAUGCCGUGUGCUACGCUGCACUGCAUAACUCACCUCUACCCGCUAGCAGAGCAAGCGGCGCGAUUUCCGGCUCUGUUCCAGAUCAAGACAGCCUCGCCCGGCUCGUCAGCUGCAUAUGGCAAUCUUGUUUCGAUGCUUGCAUGGUCCACGAUACCCUAUGCAGUCUGGCAGCUGAGCUACUACUACUUUAUCACUGUCCGUCGGCGCGAGAAAAUCGCAGCUGGGCGUCCGACUUCGUUCACGUGGCUGCGCCGGUCGUACUCGAAGACGUGGAUUGGCAAACUUGUGCUUUCCCUGCCCGAGGCAUUGCAGGAAGCUGCUUUCAUGCUCAUCCAGUACGCGUACGCGGUGCUCACCAUGCUACCGUGCCCGCUAUGGUUCUACAGCCGCUGGAUGUCUGGUGUCUUCCUCAUGGUCGUCUUUACGUGGAGUAUCUACAACGGAUCCACCUUCUAUAUUGACGUGUUUGGGAAGCGAUUUCAGAAGGAGCUCGAGAGCCUCAAGGCCGAGGUGGCCCAGUGGCAGAAUAACCCUGAGCACAUGCUCUCUUCGCCGGUUAUCACGCCACAACUCGACGCGGACGGGGCGAAGCAGAUUGGUGCCAUGGGUGAGGUCAAGCUGGGCGAUCCCGCAGGAAGCCUCGGCGGACGUGAUCCUGCCCCAAUCGAUGAACGCACCAUCGAGGAGCAUGCGUUCAACUCAGGCGUCACGGCUACCGGCAUUGAUGGCGGCGCCAUGGAUGUCGCUAGGGAGAGGAAGUAAGAGGAUUUUGCACGUGGCUUGUCGUCACUAUUACACGAAGUCGGUCUACCACCCUAAGCAUUGGUCUCCGCAGGGUGAUUGUCAAAGAUACAUGAGAUGGCCGAGCCCGACCGACUGGCUUUUAUCGCAGAAUAUUCUGGCGCGAUUGAGGCUUGUGCUUCUGUCCUGAAAUUGCGAAUACCGGGAUGGGU
This is a messenger RNA of Microdochium trichocladiopsis, 2071 nucleotides long. RefSeq lists its product as uncharacterized. The record is from RefSeq and is a predicted model, not a curated record. Gene Ontology annotation, biological process: phosphatidylcholine biosynthetic process. Bases 249 to 1880 code for a protein of 543 amino acids. Lineage: Eukaryota; Fungi; Ascomycota; Sordariomycetes; Xylariales; Microdochiaceae. The transcript has 2 exons.